Molecule: messenger RNA, 1650 nt
Organism: Rattus rattus (black rat)
Lineage: Eukaryota; Metazoa; Chordata; Mammalia; Rodentia; Muridae
Gene: Gimd1
Product: GIMAP family P-loop NTPase domain containing 1
Exons: 3
Coding region: 330-983 (217 amino acids)
Molecular function (GO): GTP binding
Source: RefSeq, a predicted model, not a curated record
AAAUGGUCCUCAGGAGGUCAGUGAUCUCAUAGUCAUUGGAGGUUCACCUUGUUUGAAAGUAGUUUUGACCUCUUACCAUUGUUGUGUGACACUAUUUCUAGGAAGAAGUGAGCAAAUAUCUUCUCACCUCAGAGAGGGAGCCGAUAAGAGAGCAAGUAGAAAUACCACUGAAGUCCAACAUAGUGAGUCAACUGUGUUAUUGGUAUUAGUUAGUGUAAUGUGGAUGAGGGUUUAUUUCCUGCAACAGAAAUGACUCGAAGACAGCUGCAUUACUCCAACAUGAGUGACAACCCGGGGCACACUGCACAACUUGCAGGUUCUUAAAAGCUAUGAUGGACGCCAACAAGAUGAUCAUCAAUUUGGCUGUCCUUGGCAAGACUCAGAGUGGGAAAAGUUCUGCUGGAAACGUUCUUUUGGGGAGUGCUGACUUCUACAGCAGGUUUGCUCCAGGUUCUGUAACCAAAGAUUGCAACCUGGGUCGCAGUUGUCAUAUCCAUGGCUUCAUGCGUCGAGGAGGACACGAGAUUAGUUUGCAGAUACAGGUAUUGGACACUCCAGGGUAUCCACACAGCAAGCUGAGCACGAGAUGUGUAAAACACGAAGUGAAGAAGGCCUUGGAACAUCACUUUGGACAAGAGGGUCUCCAUCUUGCUCUGCUGGUCCAUAGAGCUGAUAUGCCUUUCUUCGGACAGGAAGCAUCUGACUCAGUCCAAUUGAUUCAGGAACUUCUGGGAGAUUCUUGGAAGAACUACACCGCUAUUCUUUUUACCCAUGCAGAAAAAAUCGAAGAGGCUGGGUUAAGCGAAGAGGAAUAUUUGUGCGAGGCUUCUGACGCACUGUUAACCUUGCUAAAUUCUGUUCAGCACAGACAUAUUUUCCUGUAUGAAAGAGGAAACUCGUGGAGUGAACAAAGAAGUAAAAUCUUAGAAAGAAUCAUGGAAUUUAUAAAAGAAAAUCAUUUCCAAGUUCUUAGUUUUACAUAAAGUUUAAGUGAAAAGAAGAGGGCACUGGGUAUCAAUCAGGGACUGAUAUCUCAUUUUAAAGUCUGGAGCACAAGAAUUCCCUGUACAGCCAUUGAGUCAUUUUGGAAAAAAUUGUAAAUAAAAACUAAUAUUAAGGAUUCAAGAUUUCAUGAUAUCAGAGUUGUACUCACAAGUAUUUAUCCAACAGAAAAGUGUGCACUUGUGCAUUUAGACACAUGCAUAUACAAGAAUGCCCAUGGUGGUACCAUUGAGCAUAGCUGAAGACUGAAAACUAUCUAAAUGCUCAUUUAGAAUAAUAUUCAAAUUGUGGUAAUUUAACCCACUGAGACAUACAGUGUGAGAAUGGACAAGCUCACUCUCCUGUAAUAGCAGCUAUCAACUAUCUAAGUAGAAUGCCAAGAGAAAGAAGCACAGAAACUGUGCUCAAUGGCUCCAUUUGUAUAACGACCAGAGACAAAGACCAGUGCAACUCUCUUCUAGUGCAGAGAAUGCUGGGCAUCAGCAAAGUCACAGGAUGCUGUGGGAUGGCUGCAGAGAUGUUGGCAAGGCUAUUUCCCGAUUUGGAAACCGGUUUCAUUUGGAUGUCUACCUUGUGAAAAUGGAACAAAAUUUCCUGUAGUGUAUGAGCUCAUAACUAUAUUUGGGAAUAUAAUUGCGAAUGAAUAAA